Molecule: messenger RNA, 239 nt
Organism: Zonotrichia albicollis (white-throated sparrow)
Lineage: Eukaryota; Metazoa; Chordata; Aves; Passeriformes; Passerellidae
Source: RefSeq, a predicted model, not a curated record
CUGGAUGUCAUCCACACGGAGAACAAGCUGUACCUGGUGUUCGAGUUCCUGCACCAGGACCUGAAGAAGUUCAUGGACUCCUCGUCCCUCAGCGGGAUCGCGCUGCCGCUCAUCAAGAGUUACCUGUUCCAGCUGCUGCAGGGCCUGGCUUUCUGCCACGCCCACCGCGUUCUGCACCGGGACCUGAAGCCGCAGAACCUGCUCAUCAACGCCGAGGGCUCCAUCAAGCUGGCUGACUU